This is a messenger RNA of Pteropus alecto (black flying fox), 3051 nucleotides long. RefSeq names its product ZFP3 zinc finger protein (gene ZFP3). Bases 245 to 1747 code for a protein of 500 amino acids. NCBI's taxonomy places the organism in Eukaryota, Metazoa, Chordata, Mammalia, Chiroptera, Pteropodidae. Gene Ontology annotation, molecular function: RNA polymerase II cis-regulatory region sequence-specific DNA binding; DNA-binding transcription activator activity, RNA polymerase II-specific. Gene Ontology annotation, cellular component: nucleus. The transcript is spliced from 2 exons. The record is from RefSeq and is a predicted model, not a curated record. Gene Ontology annotation, biological process: regulation of transcription by RNA polymerase II.
UCCAUCCCGGCGGGAGGGAGGAGGACGCUGGGCUCCUGACUACCCCACUCGUGAGCUGAGCGGAAACCCAAUGUUUAGGCCCGUUCCUAACCCGAGUUCGAUGUGUGACCUUGGACUUUAUGGUCACCCCGGGCCUCCAUUUCCCCAUCAGCACACAUAGGGUGUGGAUCCUGGACACUGUGCCAGAGUCCAUCUGGGCUCUGGUUAAGUGCCUGUCAGCCGCGGAGGCGGGAAAGAUUGUGAGAUGGGGACUGAGAACAAGGAGGUAAUUCCCAAGGAAGAAGUUUCGGAAGAAUCUGAGCUACACGGUGCAAUAUUAGAACAACUUCCAAAGGUUGUGUACCAGGGUCAUGAGCUUGGAGCAGCAUGUGAAGAAGACAUUUUGGAGGGGCAUUCGAGAGAAUCCACAGAAGAGAUUAUGGAGCAGAUGUCUCCUCAGAAGAGAGACUUUGCAUCAGGGUUGAUUAUCUUUAAGAAAUCACCCUCAAGUGAGAAAGACCAGGAGAGUGAGAGAGUCUGCAGUUCCAGCCCAAACCUGAUUACACAUCAGGAAGAUAUCACAGCAGAGGUAGUUAGUACAUUUGCUACCUCUGGCCAAAACUUCAUAGGGAAUUUAGAACCUAAUCAAACACAAAGGAGUUCUAUGGGAGAAAAACCUCAUACAUGUAAAGAAUGUGGGAAAGCCUUUAAUCAGAACUCACAUCUUAUCCAGCAUAUGAGAGUUCAUAGUGGAGAGAAACCCUUUGAAUGCAAAGAAUGUGGAAAAACAUUUGGAACUAACUCAAGCCUUCGCAGGCACCUGAGAAUUCACGCUGGAGAGAAACCAUUUGCUUGUAAUGAAUGUGGAAAGGCCUUUAUUCAGAGUUCACAUCUUAUCCACCAUCAUAGAAUUCAUACUGGAGAGAGACCUUAUAAAUGUGAAGAAUGUGGUAAAGCCUUCAGCCAGAAUUCAGCCCUUAUUCUGCAUCAGAGAAUCCACACUGGAGAGAAACCAUAUGAAUGUAAUGAAUGUGGGAAGACUUUUAGGGUUAGCUCACAGCUUAUUCAGCAUCAGAGGAUUCAUACUGAAGAAAGAUAUCAUGAAUGCAGUGAGUGUGGCAAAGCCUUCAAGCAUAGCUCAGGCCUUAUUAGACACCAGAAAAUUCAUACUGGAGAAAAACCAUAUCUGUGUAAUGAAUGUGGGAAAGGCUUUGGUCAGAGUUCUGAGCUUAUCCGGCAUCAAAGAAUUCAUACAGGGGACAAACCAUAUGAAUGUAAUGAAUGUGGAAAAACUUUUGGCCAGAACUCAGAGAUUAUUAGACAUAUUAGAAUUCAUACUGGUGAGAAACCCUAUGUAUGUAAGGAAUGUGGGAAAGCCUUUAGGGGGAACUCAGAACUUCUUAGACAUGAGAGAAUUCACACUGGAGAGAAACCCUACGAAUGCUUUGAAUGUGGAAAGGCGUUUAGGCGGACCUCUCACCUUAUCGUCCACCAGAGAAUUCAUACUGGAGAGAAGCCUCAUCAGUGUAACGAAUGUGCAAGAACCUUCUGGGAUAACUCUGAGCUGCUUCUCCACCAGAAAAUUCACAUUGGAGAGAAACCUUAUGAAUGUAAUGAGUGUGAGAAAACAUUCAGCCAGCAUUCCCAACUUAUCAUACACCAGAGAAUUCAUACUGGAGAGAAGCCUUAUGAGUGCCAAGAAUGUCAGAAAACUUUUAGUCGGAGCUCUCACCUCCUCCGACAUCAAAGUGUUCACUGUAUGGAAUGAUCUGCAAAAUAGGAAAGCUUUCUGUGGAAAAGCUGAAGUCAGACUUAUUCAUAAACUGCACUCCAAGUUCUCAGAUCAAAUGAAUGGACAGAACUUUCUCUGUCUUACUGAUUUUUAUUUAAAAGGUCAAAUAGGAUGAGGCACUUUUAUGAACUAUUCAUUGGGAAGUUUCAGUGUACUGAGUUAAAUCAUAAAAUUGUAAUUUUCUCUGUCCCUUUUUCUCUCCCUUCCUCCCUCCUCCCCUAGUGGGUCAUAUAACAUUAGGGGUCUGUACUAGCCAUCUAGCCUAAAUUGUUACUCUUCAGGAUAAAUGGAAGAAUGUGAUUCCACCACCUCCUAAGAAUGAGAGUCAACUCGUUGAAUGUUAUCCUCUGAAAUGUUGGGGAAGUUGUAGCCUAGAAGAUAUACCUUGUUCUUUUGUCCACUGUUUAGCAUUGGAAUAAUUUAGUAAGCUUUUAUUAGCUUCAAAAUCUUCCGAACAUGCUAUCAAGUUCCAUUAGAAGAUGGUGGAACUAAUGAAGAAUUGGGAGGCUUCGGUCAUUCCAUAUUUGUUAGGUUUCCUCAUUUAUCUGAAGAGGAUACCUUGAUGGAGGAAACUCACAGGUAGUUUACAGGAUUGUAAAUGAAGGCCCUUAGAAUCCAGAGGGGCUGAUGAGCAAGGCCAGAUAAACUUGUGAGACCAGACUAUUCAGCCUGGGGAGAAGCAGCUCUUUAGUAGCUAUUCCCCACUUUGGGCUGCUCAGGCCAACUGUUCCCAAGAACUCUGCUGCAUCCACUUUUGGUCUUAGCCCCUGCUGCUGCUGACAGAUCUUGUGUCAGGAAGCAGAAAGAACUAUGCAGCUUCACUGUCACAAGGCACCUGGCCAUAGUGAUAGGCUGGUCCACUUGACUAAACAGGGCCUCCUUGCCAAAGCACUGAAGCUUUCAUGACCUGGGCUCCACUGGCCUGAUAGACCAGGGUAUGAUGGUUUCCUCUUAUUUUGCUUUUGGCCUUGUAAUUCUUUCUUCUACAUGUCUACAUGAGUUUUCUGUGUUCUGUGUGUGCUUUCUUCUUUUAGGAAACACAUCUUCAAUUUUUCACAUGUCCAUGUUUCUGAGGCAGUGGGUGGUAGUGGGAAUUGCACUAAUGGGGGAUCCAGUGGGUUUAGGGUUUGGUAUUAGAGCUAGACCUUGAAUAAAGCACUUCACCUGCUGGUUCCUAAUUUUCUCAUCUGUAAAAUGAGGGGAGUUGAACUAAAUGAUUUCUGAAGUUUCAACCAACCCAAUAGUUCCUUUAUUCUUUUUUUAAAGUCUAACUUUAUGUA